CAUGUCAAUAACUAUGUACACAAGUUUUAGAAUAACAGUUUUUUUGAUGAAACUGAGUGUUUUCGUUUAAGUGAUUUAAUCAUUUAUACGUGGAAUAGCCAAUGUAUUAUUAAAGUACCAAGACCGUCACGGCGACAAUUAACGUCAAAUAUUUCAAGAAAUUUAGCCGGCCACGGACAUAUUGGUUUGUAUGUACAUAGUGAGUGUGACAGACAGAUGGCAUACACUGUGCCCGAAACUCACCAGCCAUGUAAAGGAGAUAGAAAAGAGCUUCCAAAUGGUCUGAGGGAACUAUCAACUUUAUCUGAAGUUUUAGUCAGUAGGAAUGUCAAUGUAUGUGAAGUGUUUUUGUGUUGUACACCUCGACAAGCUUCAUUUAGUAUAUACACAACUGAUACUGACUCUCAGGAUGAAAUACUUAGCAUUAAGGAAUCUGGCAUGUGUUUGUUCAGAGAAUGUAUUGGUGCUGCUAGGAACUUGAAUCUACGUAUGAAUAACUGUGAUGAUGAAAACGUGGCUACAUUUUACCGUACAAUGACAUGUUCACGUGGAUGCUGUUUCUCCCCAGGUCCCCCUUCAAUGGCAGUUAACUCACCACCUCACAUCAGACUGGGUACCAUAGAAGAAAGAGUAACCUGUUGUAAUCCCAUUUUUGAUGUAUUACCUCAUAAAGAAAAUGAACCUACACUGACAUAUACCACAAACUGUUGUUAUAUGAAGACAUGUAACUGGUGUACUGAUAUAGAAAUUCAGGUUUAUGACCCAGCUACAGACAAUUGUGUUGCUAAAAUUAUAAAGAAUUCUAAAUCUGAUAGUGCAGAAUUAUUUAACCUGAAAAAUGACUUCCUUGUUGAGUUUUUAACAGACUUGGAUAUUAUAAAGAAACUAAUGGUUUUAGGAGCCUGUUUACUAGUAGAUUUUAACAACUUUGAACAUGACAGGAGAUUUUGCUGUUGAUGAAUUAUUGUAUAUUAGUUGUCAUAAUGAUAACAAAACUGUAUCAGAUCUGUUUAAAGCAAAAUGAGAAAGCACUAAACAUUGUUAGUAUGAGAGCAGUAAGUUUUAGAUUUCAAGAGUAUUACAGGCAUAUCCCUAUAACUUCACUGUUUUUAAAAUGUAAAAAGUAAUUAUGUCUGUGUUUCCUGCUGCUGCUACUAAUUUUAAUACAUUAGUCACUACAAAGAAUUGAUGAACUGUUAUAAAAUAAUGAUGAACGAGCAUCAUCCAAACUUAUGACGGAGGUAUUUCUGUAUGUUACAUUUUAUUGCCAUCUGUUCAAGAAAAACUUCAAAAACAUUUGUUUUAGAGGUUUUUAUUAAGUACCAAAAUUUAUUAAUUUAAGUCUCUUUUCAUUGAUACUUCACUACAAGCUUCAACGUUUUACAAAACUUUGUAUUGAUAGGGUGGUAAUAUUAGUAGCACAACAGUUGUCAUCAAUGUCAUUAGAGGUAUAAGGGACAAAUAUGCAUGUCAAUGCUUUGUUUUAAUCUAUUGUGCAUACAUAGAAUGUAAAUUCUUAAUGAUUCUGGGAGCGUCUUCAUUCUGUAGUAAUUCUUCUCUAGAACAAUACAUUCUUUUGCAUAAUAAAUUAUACUAUAUUGUAACUAAACCUUUGAUAUCUCACAAUUGUUUUAUAAUUUAUACAAGUGGAAAAUGAAAAAGUCUGAUUUGAGAAACAUUUGUACUUAAGUUAUGUGAUUUGUAAUUAAACUGCUGUAUGACAAUU
Messenger RNA from Mytilus californianus (California mussel), 1726 nucleotides. RefSeq names its product phospholipid scramblase 3-like. The transcript has 6 exons. Lineage: Eukaryota; Metazoa; Mollusca; Bivalvia; Mytilida; Mytilidae. Gene Ontology annotation, biological process: plasma membrane phospholipid scrambling. The record is from RefSeq and is a predicted model, not a curated record. Gene Ontology annotation, cellular component: plasma membrane. Bases 217 to 957 code for a protein of 246 amino acids. Gene Ontology annotation, molecular function: phospholipid scramblase activity.